AUGAUCUCAAAUGCAACUGGCACGGUGGGGGAAGAUGGCAUCCACGUUGACUUGAACCACCUGAAGAAGGGCGAAGUGAACCUGGGUACAUCGAUCAUGGCAAUCAAUUUCAAAGACGGAGUCAUCCUCGGCGCCGACAGCCGGACAACUACGGGCGCCUACAUUGCAAACCGAGUGACGGACAAGCUGACGCAAGUGCACGACACCAUCUGGUGCUGCCGAUCCGGGUCGGCGGCGGACACCCAGGCUGUGGCCGACAUUGUCUCAUACCACCUCAACAUGUACGGGAUCGUCAAUGACGAGUCCCCCAGCACACAUACCGCGGCGGCUCUUUUCCAGGAACUGUGCUACGAAAACAAGGACAUGCUCAGCGCGGGCAUUAUUAUUGCUGGCUACGACCGCCGACACGGCGGCCAGGUCUACUCGAUCCCCCUCGGCGGUUCCCUCCACAAACAGGCGUACUCCAUCGGCGGGUCGGGAUCUACGUACAUUUACGGAUACUGCGAUGCAAACUGGAAGGAGGGCAUGACCGAGGAAGAGGGCGUCAGCUUUGUCAAGAGCGCACUGGCCGAGGCGAUCAAGUGGGAUGGCAGCUCUGGCGGUGUGAUCCGGCUGGUGGUGUUGACGGCCAAGGGAGCGGUGCGACAUUUGUAUCUGCCAGACAAUGGAUACAGCGGCCCUGGCGCGGCCAGAUAG
Talaromyces rugulosus is the source of this 696-nucleotide messenger RNA. RefSeq lists its product as uncharacterized. Gene Ontology annotation, cellular component: proteasome core complex. Gene Ontology annotation, molecular function: threonine-type endopeptidase activity. The record is from RefSeq and is a predicted model, not a curated record. The transcript has 5 exons. NCBI's taxonomy places the organism in Eukaryota, Fungi, Ascomycota, Eurotiomycetes, Eurotiales, Trichocomaceae. Bases 1 to 696 code for a protein of 231 amino acids.